Messenger RNA from Phyllostomus hastatus (greater spear-nosed bat), 1059 nucleotides. RefSeq names its product pejvakin (gene PJVK). The transcript has 6 exons. The coding region runs from base 1 to 1059 and encodes 352 amino acids. Gene Ontology annotation, cellular component: cytoplasm. Gene Ontology annotation, biological process: programmed cell death. The record is from RefSeq and is a predicted model, not a curated record. NCBI's taxonomy places the organism in Eukaryota, Metazoa, Chordata, Mammalia, Chiroptera, Phyllostomidae.
AUGUUUGCUGCUGCUACCAAGAGCUUUGUCAAGCAAGUUGGAGAUGGAGGGAGAUUAGUUCCAGUUCCAAGCCUUAGUGAGGCUGACAAAUACCAACCUCUAAGUCUGGUGGUAAAAAAGAAACGAUGCUUUCUGUUUCCUAGAUGUAAAUUUACCUCGACACCUUUUACACUGAAAGAUAUUCUUCUAGGAGACCGAGAAAUUUCAGCUGGUAUUUCAUCUUAUCAGUUACUGAAUUAUGAAGACGAAUCAGAUGUUUCACUCUAUGGAAGGCGAGGCAACCAUAUUGUGAAUGACGUUGGGAUUAACGUUGCUGGAUCAGAUUCUGUUGCAGUCAGAGCUUCAUUUGGUGUGGUAACUAAACACGAAGUAGAAGUUUCAACAUUACUCAAGGAAAUUACUACACGAAAAAUUAAUUUUGACCACAGCUUGAUACGGCAGUCGAGGAGCAGCAGAAAGGCAGUAUUGUGCGUGGUCAUGGAGAGCAUCCGGACCACGCGGCAGUGCUCCCUGUCCGUGCACGCUGGGAUUCGUGGGGAGUCCAUGAGGUUUCACUUUAUGGAUGAACAGAAUCCCAAGGGAAGGGACAAAGCUAUUGUUUUUCCAGCACAUACAACCAUAGCUUUCAGUGUUUUCGAACUCUUCAUUUACUUGGAUGGUGCCUUUGACCUUUGCGUCACUUCAGUGUCAAAAGGAGGAUUUGAAAGGGAAGAAGCAGCAACAUUUGCAUUUUUCUACAGAUUGAGAAAUAUACUCUUUGAAAGAAAUAGAAGAGUGAUGGAUGUCAUUUCUCGUUCACAACUUUACUUAGAUGAUCUUUUUUCUGACUACUAUGACAAACCUCUCAGCAUGACUGACAUUUCCCUCAAAGAAGGGACCCACAUCCGAGUUAACUUACUCAAUCACAACAUUCCAAAAGGACCUUGCAUUCUCUGUGGAAUGGGAAACUUGAAAAGGGAGACGGUUUAUGGGUGCUUUCAGUGCUCUGUCGAUGGGCAGAAGUAUGUGCGACUUCAUGCAGUUCCUUGCUUUGAUGUUUGGCACAAGAGAAUGAAAUAA